Molecule: messenger RNA, 2132 nt
Organism: Sciurus carolinensis (gray squirrel)
Lineage: Eukaryota; Metazoa; Chordata; Mammalia; Rodentia; Sciuridae
Gene: Xkr8
Product: XK related 8
Exons: 4
Coding region: 171-1430 (419 amino acids)
Biological process (GO): apoptotic process involved in development; engulfment of apoptotic cell; phosphatidylserine exposure on apoptotic cell surface
Cellular component (GO): plasma membrane
Source: RefSeq, a predicted model, not a curated record
CCCGGGAUCGAGCUUGGGUCCCAGGGGCCAAGGGAAGCGAGGGGGCGGAGGCAGGCGGGACAUGCCCUGGUCGUCCCGCGCCGCUCUCCUCCGGGACCUGGUCUUGGGCGUGUUGGGCACCGCUGCCUUCCUGCUCGACCUGGGCGCGGACUUGUGGGCCGCCGGCCAGUAUGCGCUCAGCGGCCGCUACCUGUGGGCCGCGCUGGUGCUGGCGCUGCUGGUCCUCGCCUCGGUGGCGCUGCAGCUCUUCAGCUGGAUCUGGCUGCGCGCCGACCCCGCCGGCCUGCACGAGUCGCAGCCUCCCCGCCGCUGCCUGGCGCUGCUGCACUUCCUGCAGCUGGGCUACCUGUACAGGCGCAGGUGAAGAAACCGAUGUUCAGAGAAGAGGGAAAGAGGGCUUGGCAGCCAGAUUUCUCUGGGGUCCGUGUCUGGCUGUGCCACCUGGGACCUUUCUGCGUUUCUCUGAGCCUCGGUUUUCUCCUCUAAGGAAAGUGGCAGUUGCGGAGAGAGGUCGGGCAGGCAGGUGUCUGCAGGGGCUGCGGCAGGGCCUGUCAGUGUGGCAGCAGGAGGUGCCCUCUGAGUUUGACCUGGCUUAUGCCGACUUCCUGUCCUUGGACAUCAGCAUGCUGCGGCUCUUUGAGACCUUCCUGGAGACGACACCACAGCUCACACUGGUGUUGGCCAUCAUGCUGCAGAGUGGCCGGGCUGAAUACUACCAGUGGGUCAGCAUCUGCACGUCCUUCUUGGGCAUCUCGUGGGCACUGCUGGACUACCACCGGGCCUUGCGCACCUGCCUUCCCUCCAAGCCCCUCCUGAGCCUGGGCUCCUCUGUCAUCUACUUCCUGUGGAACCUGCUGCUGCUGUGGCCCCGAGUCCUGGCCGUGGCCCUGUUCUCAGCCCUUUUCCCCCACUACGUGGCCCUGCACUUUCUGGGCUUGUGGCUGGUGCUGCUGCUCUGGAUCUGGCUCCAGGGCACAGACUUUAUGCCAGACCCUGUCUCCGAGUGGCUGUACCGGGCGACGGUGGCCACCAUCCUGUAUUUCGCCUGGUUCAAUGUAUCUGAGGGCCAUACCCGCGGCCGGGCCACCAUUCACCUGGCAUUCCUCCUAAGUGACAGUGUUCUGCUGGCAAUCACUUGGGUGACUCAUAGCACCUGGCUGCCAGGCGAGAUCCCUCUGCAGAUGUGGCUUCCUGUGGGAGGCGUCUGCUUACUUUUGGGUCUGGCUCUGCGCCUCAUCUAUUACCGCUGGCUCCACCCUAGCUGCCGCUGGGAGCCUGACCGGGUGGAUGGGGCCCGAAGUCUAUUUCCUUUGGCCCAGGGUCAGCUGCCUCAGAAUAGGCGCAUGACUCAUUUGGCUCGAAACUUUUUCCCCAAGGCUAAGGAUCAGGCUGCUCUGCCAAGGAAGGGAGAGGUGAAUGGGGUCCUUUGAGGCAGGGUCAGACCAGCCACGGGAGAGUUCACAGUGUGAUAAAAGGAGAAGGCCAAGGCCCUGGAAGGCCAAGGGUGCUAAUCAUUAUGUACGAGACACUUUGGGAGGAAAGAAGGGAACUCCUUUUCUCCUUCUCCCCAACCAGUAUAGCUGGUGUCCCCAGAGCUUCCCAUUGCUGGUCUUCAAAGCACUUGGUGGAAGUGCAAGGCCAGCUUGGGUUUCCCUGUCCUGCCUAGAAGCCCCCAGGACACCUGGGGAAGUUUUCCCUGCACCACCCCAUUUGUUCAAUUCAUUCAGCACAUGUUUACUGAGAGCACUUUAUGUGCUGGGAACAUUUUUCUAACUGUGGAACCAGCUGCUGCUCUUUAGCUUCACCCCUUCCUGCUCCAGCCAAUCCUGGGUAGGAACUCAAAGGCUGGAGGCCAGGGACGCCCAACUCCGCGCGGCCCCUGCCAGCCCCUGCAGGGUCUUAGCGCAGCUGUUCCGACCUCAGAUGGGGCUGCCUUUCACUCAAGUGCCUUGUGGACCUGUGGUCUGGACCAUGCACAGCCGUGGAGUAUUUUUAUUUGUUAACCAGUGCACCUCCUACCUCAGAGUUGAUGUGAGAGAAAGAGAAUGUGUACAAACGUGUUGCUGCCAGUGAGGAAACACGUGUUAUUUUUGUUUAACAGUAUUAUUAGGUUAUUAUUAAAACCUCGUGAA